AUGCCAUCAUUGUGUUAUCCACUUCUUCUUUCUUUCAUUGUCUAUUUGGCAUGUUCUGUUGGGUGUGGGUAUGAUGAAUGUUCUUAUUGUAAUUGGGCAAAUACAUGCACUCAGUGUUACUCAGGGAGUCAUAGGGAUGCAGACUUUUCUUAUUGCUACAAAUGUCGAAGAGAGUGUAAAGAAUGUAAUGGAGAGCGGGUUUGCACCCUUUGUGUAGAUGGGUAUUAUCUGUUACAAGAAGGAAGCGAUUUACAGACAUGUAGGCCCUGUUCCAUUGGUUGCAAAACAUGUACAUCAGUGAACCAAUGCAGCUCUUGCGAUUCCUCCUUUUUCUUAGAUACAAAAACACAGAAGUGUAACAAGUGUAUAGCCGGAUGUGCAAGUUGCUCUCAAAGUGACAAAUGUGAAAUAUGUGAAAGAGGCUACACAAAUAUCAACGGACUUUGUUAUGAUUGUUCAUCAUAUUCAUGUAUGACCAAUUGUCAAAAGGGGACUUUUUUAUCAACGACGGGAUGUUUGUCUUGUCCAAGUCAGUGUAUUUCUUGCACCAUGUAUUCACAAUGUACUGCUUGUAAGGAUGGGUAUUACCUUUCCAACUCCGGUGAAUGUAAAACGUGCAACUCUGCGAUGUCGGGGUGUUUAAAAUGUUCGAGCCAGACUACCUGUUUAAAUUGUGGUCAACAUUACCGGUUGCUUACCGAUGGUUCUUGUUCGAAAUGUCCAGAUAAUUACAUGACUCCCGGGGUUGACACAUGUAGCAACAAGAAUUACCCACGCAACUGUAUGUCUGGGUACACCGACCCCUACGACUACUGUGAAAAAUGCCCAGACAAUUGUCAUAUGUGUACCACCUUGAAACAUACAUGUGUGACAUGCCAAAUGGGGUAUUACCUAAGCGGUUCAAAUUGUAAAAAAUGUGUAAGUGGAUGUGAUUAUUGUACAAACGAAAGCAGUUGUGUUCGAUGUAAAGUUGGUUAUGUCAAUUGGGGUUCAUAUUGUGUACCGUGUACUCAAUAUGAAGGGUGCAAAUACUGUCAAAAUGAAUGUAAACAAUGUGAAAAUGGAUAUUAUUUGUCAGGCUCAACAUGUGUCAAAUGUGCAAAUUGUUUGAUGUGUGACAGUGGAAAAUGUCACGUGUGUGCUUCAAUGUAUACCCCUUCAAUCGGUUCUUCUUGUGAUCUUUGUGAAAACGUUAUUUCUGGAUGUGUUUCUUGUUCGUCGACAUCACCAACGUGCUUAAAAUGUAUUGAAGGGCAAACACUGUAUGAUAAUAAGUGUUAUGAAUGUACCAUCAUUAAUCCCCAUUGUACCACAUGUUCUAUAACCUCACCGUCUUGUUUAAAAUGUGAUGAAAAUUACAAUUUGGUGGAUGCCAAAUGUGUGUCUACAUCAAUAGCAAUACCAAAUUGUAUUGUUGGAACGCGAGACGAAAACAAAUGCGUUAAGUGUAAUACAAGUUAUGUAUUAUCCACAGAUCAUUUUUCAUGUAAUUUGUGUUCUUCUGAAUUCGGGCAUUGUCUUUCUUGCAGUCAAAUCAAUUAUGAGUGCACAAAAUGUGAUAUAGAAUAUGGGAUUACUUUAUCAUCAACAUGUUCGUUGUGUUCAGAAGAUGCGACUGGUUGUAUUUCUCCUCAAAAUGGAAUAUGCCCAAAUGGGUUGUCACCAUUUGACAAUUUCUGUUUUGAUUGUAAAACAAAAAUAUCCAAUUGUUCCUCGUGUAGUACAAUUUCAUGGCAAUGUGCGGACUGUGAUGCUACUUCCAACUUCACAAAUCUGAAUGGGGUUUGCACUCUUUGUGAUAUUCCAAAUUGUUUUAAAUGUUCUUCAUCUUCAUAUGAGUGUCUAGAAUGUGGAACGGGAUUUUAUGUUGAGUCUGGAAAUUGCACCAAAUUGUGUGGAACAGACGAACUUUGUAUCAAAUGUGAAAAUGACAAAUGUUCUCAUUGUAAAAUUGGGUAUCAUAUCAACGAAUAUUACGAAUGUGUUGAAUGUACUGAUACACUCUGUACACUCCCUGAAAAUAAUAUGUGCAAACCGGGUCAAUUUCUAAGUAAGGGAUAUUGUUGGGAGACUUCUCUCUAUAAGAAAAAUUGUGAAUAUGCGAAUCCAUCAUAUGACAACUGUUUGUACUGUAAAACGGGCUUUGGUUUCAAUGCCACAAAUAAUUGUUUACCUUGUGAGUCUGGGUGUGAGUCUUGUCUCUAUGACUAUCAAAAGUGUAUAAAAUGCAAAAGCGGGUAUGUAACAAAAUCCCAAAAGUGUUAUCCAUUUACACGAGAACUGUGUGACACAUUCAAUGAUAAAAUUGGUUGUGAGGGGUGUAAAGACACUUUUAAUAUUGUCAAUGGAAAUUGUGUUACUAACACCGAACCAAACUGUCUGGUUUCUAAUGGUGAUUCCUGUGAAAUUUGUGAUAAUAACUAUUACUACGAUAACUCGUCGAAUUCAUGCGUCUUAUACACAGAAAAUGUAUGUCUUUAUUUAACAAAGUCAAAGUGUAUGUUGUGCUCUGAUGGGUAUUAUCUCAAAUACAAUGACAAUGCAAAUGAAUGUCUUCCCUGUCCCGCAAAUUGCACAACUUGCAUAUAUGACCAAUACAGUAGCAAAGUUCUCUGUUUAAGUUGUUCUGCUUUGUCGCACUACAUCGUUGAUGGAAGUUGCGAAAUCAAGCCUUCCCAUUGCAUAGCCACAAGUUUAAAGAAAUGUGAUAUAUGCGAACAAGGAUAUUACAUUUCAAAUACAAGUUGUGAACAAUGUGCCUCACCAUGUGUCUUAUGUUUAAAUAGUUCACUGUGCACAAAAUGUGAAGGUGAUUAUGUUCUCCGCAAUGGAGUCUGCUCCAAAAUACAAAAUUGUACGUCCAUUCAAAAUGGGGAAUGCUUACUGUGCGAUGAUGGAAACUACCUGACCACAGACGGCGGAUGUUCUUUAUGUGUAUCAAAUUGUAAAUCAUGCAAAACGGAAACAGCGUGCAGUCAGUGCAAACCAGGAUAUCUACUCACAGCAGACUUCCUUUGUAAAUUACCCCAAUCCAUAAACUCCAAUGUUACUUCUGUGCUCUCCACUGGUGUUGUAUCCACAAAAAGUGAAAUUUAUACGCGCAUUGCUGUUACAAACUGUAUGGAACAAACUGAGAGUGGGUGCAUCAGAUGUAAUAAAGGGUAUUUCAUUGAUAAAAAUAUGUGUAAACAAUGUUCGCAGAAUUGUACGUAUUGUAACAAUUAUAAUGAGUGCGUCACAUGUGAAAACUCAAUGAAACCAAACACAACGACGUUUGCAUGCGAGGUUGUGACUGCAAUACCAAAUUGUAAGCUAAUGUUCAAUCUCAAAGCAACAUGUGCAGUAUGUGAUUCGGGUUACAUAAAAGAUAAUCAAGAGAAUUGUGUGAAAUGUGAUGAGGAGUGUAGCCAAUGUGAUAAAACACCAAACAAUUGUAUUUCAUGUUCUUCAAAUUAUUAUAUGAAAGGUGGGAAAUGUGAGUUAACGAGCACAAUAAAACAUUGUCUUUUGGGUGGAAAGGUUGGAUGUGAUUUAUGUGAGAUUGGGUAUUACAACACAAUUGAUAGUUGUUCUGUGUGUGAUGUAAAAUGUAUUUCAUGUAACAGUUCAACAAGUUGUAUGUCAUGUAAAGACAAUUAUAUACUCACAAAUGGUAUUUGUGAUGAGCUGAAUAUAAUUAACUUCUGUUCUUCUUCGCAUGAUGGGAUUUGUAACAACUGCAAGGAAGGGUAUCACAUUACAAGUGCACAUUUGUGUGACAAAGAUACAAAACUUGGUCUCAUUUUAGGUGCAUCCAUUUCUGCCUUUAUCGUAUUACUUCUGUUAGUAGUUAUACUUACAAUGAUUGUGUUCUUCCUUUUAAGGAAAAAGAAAGAGGACAUGAAAACGUUAUUUAAAAUGAAAGACUCAAACAUCACUUUCGAACCAAUUCCAAAUAAGAAGAUAUGUACUAACAAAUUGAUCCUUCACUUCAACGAAGAUAGCGAAUUUAUUGAUGUGUGCGAAGAAACAAGAGAACUUCUUUGUAUUGGUAACAACUGUAGUCACACGCUCAAGCUCCAGCUUACAUCUAUUUCUUUAGAACGCUGUGAAACAUCUAUAACCCCGGAUAUAGUAGUGAUGAAGCCAGGCGAAGCUUGUGAAUUUGAAAUAAAGAUCAAACCCUUGUGCACCUGUCGAAUAGAUUCUAGCAUCAAAAUUGUGUACGUUGAUCUUAAAACAAGCCAAGAGAAUAGCUGUGAUAUUAAAAUAGAUGUGCAGACCAAACUCACAUCCAAGUUGGAUUAUUCCGAAUUAGAACUCGAAAAGAAGCUUGGUGAAGGUUCUUUUGGUGUUGUCUAUAAAGGCAAAUUCCGUGGAGAUGAUGUCGCAAUCAAAAAGUUGAAGACGAGUGAAGACUUAGCGAAUGAGGCGUUGGAUGAGUUCGAACGAGAAGUUUCGAUGUUGGACAAAUUCCGAAGUGAGUACAUCGUUCACUUCUAUGGUGCUGUUUUCAUUCCAAAUAAAAUCUGUAUGGUCACUGAAUUUGCAAAAUAUGGGAGUGCACGUGACUUGAUUCUUGAUACAACCAUGACAAAACCAGACUAUCCCAUACAACUCAGAUUAUGUCUUGACGCAGCAAAGGGGGUACUUUAUUUACACACAAAUGGUAUCAUUCACAGAGACAUCAAACCUGACAACAUUUUGGUAUUCUCGCUUGAUCGCACUGAAAAUGUUAUUGCAAAGCUGACUGAUUUCGGGUCUUCAAGAAAUGUGAAUUUGUUGAUGACUAACAUGACCUUCACAAAAGGUAUUGGCACCCCAAUUUAUAUGGCUCCUGAAAUUUUGCAACAAGAAAAGUACAAGAAGUCUGCCGACAUCUUUUCAUUGGCAGUAACAAUGUUGGAGCUUACAAAAUGGGGGGAGGUUUACGAAAAGUCGCAAUUUAAAUUCCCAUGGAUAAUAGCAGAGUAUGUAUCAAACGGGCUACGUCUUAAUCGUCCAGAAAAUGUUAAAGAAAGUAUUUAUGAAGUGAUUCAAAAGUGUUGGAAGCACAACCCAAUCGAGCGUCUUGAGGUUAGUAGUGUUGUAUCGAAACUCCAAGAACUCUAUGAACAAGAAGAGUAA
This is a messenger RNA of Entamoeba invadens IP1, 5106 nucleotides long. Its product is annotated as protein serine/threonine kinase, putative. NCBI's taxonomy places the organism in Eukaryota, Evosea, Mastigamoebida, Endamoebidae. Gene Ontology annotation, biological process: protein phosphorylation. The record is from RefSeq and is a predicted model, not a curated record. The coding region runs from base 1 to 5106 and encodes 1701 amino acids. Gene Ontology annotation, molecular function: protein kinase activity; protein binding; ATP binding. The transcript has 4 exons.